ACUGCCGAAAAACAGGCAUUAAAUUAGUCCUACACAAGGUGACCGGGCAGCAUACGUGCUGGGGGGUUGGGGGGGGGUGACAGCUAGUCACGCACCGCAAGUCUGAUGCGCCUACGUACCUGGUCUGGAUUGAGAGCAGCCCGCACAGGUGUAGGUGAUAUGUAUACUUAAUUGGUUCGGUCGCAGCCAGGCAGCGUGGAUAAUAGUGAUCGGCGGCUGAGGGACGCGUUUGACACGGGAACUAAUGAGCUACCUAAGUAUGAGCAGAGGGCCACCCAAUGGACAAACCUGGGAGCGAAUCAUUCCAAUCUUAUGAAACUUCAGCGUCUGAGAGGUUCAAGGAUGAUCGUAAAGCUGAACCUACUAGAGGGAAGCGCUGCCCCUCUUCUGAAAAGAGACGUGAGCUCCAACCUUCUCUUCACUCUCACAAGGAACAAAGACGGAGGUUGGGCUUAGUCAGUUCCAGGCUUCAAAUCAGAGCAUCUUGCCAACGCUUGUGUGACCUCCUGCCCUUUGUCAAUUGUCAGUUAGACACAGCAACGACACUGGAGCUCACUGCAAGGUACAUGAGCUACCUGAAGGAAACUCUGCCUCCAGACAUCCUGUCUAAAGUUAAUAGAGCAGUUGAGGAAAACGUGGGUGGUUUGUGGAAAAACACACAGAGACCACAGAAAAAACGAAGAACAGUCAGGCUAAAGAAGAACACAUCAAAAAGAGCAAAGCCUGCUGCUAAGAAGGCAACUGAGAAUCAUGUUUCAAGAAGAUGCACUCCGCAUGAGAACUGUAAAAAACAAAAUCAGCCAUCCAUCACAAUAACUAAUCCUCUGACAAUGGAUCAGCUGCUUCCUACAGCAGAAGGCCUGACCACAGCGCAUGCCCCGCCAAUACUGUUGGACAAAUCGGCCGUUCCCUGGGGACAAAUGCUGCCAGUGUGCCAGGAUCAGUUCCUCUCUGCGUCAUUUCAGUCUGUGGAAAAUAACUGGCUGAAGCCAACCUCUGCAUUUAUGAACCCCACUUCAUGUGCUUUCACAUCAGAAAUAAUCAGCAGCUCUUUACCACAGACGGGACUGGACCCAUCUUCAAGCCAUGUAGUAUUGGAUGUACCUCCUGGUCCGGCGGACCCCGUUUCUCUUUCAUCAGUGACUCUUGGCCCAGCCUACAACCCACCUGAACCGACUACUGUAGCAAAUUUCAUUUUACCCCCAGGAGAUCCGAGUCAAAUUGAUUCACCCCUGGUUGGUCUAACUGACAGUGUUUCAGCAGUAGAUUUUACAAACCAACCACUUGUCCCAUUGUCUGUGUUUCAAAGUGCAGCAUCAAUUGCUGAGAAUGGAAAUCAGCCAGUGCCAGAUGCUCUGUGUGAUUCAAGACUCCUUCAGGAGAGUGACCUCUAUAGUAGUAGCCCUUUGACAGACAGUCCGCAGGAUGGGGUCAGUCCCUUUUGGCUGGAUUUGCUGCUGGAUGCCAGUGGUAACUUGAGCUUCCCUGAUGCUAAUCUUGUAAACACGGUUCUUUCACCUUACACAGGGUCCAACUAGCUAUAUGGCUGGAAAUGUCACUAAUGAUAUGCUUCAUAUAUAUGUGUAUAUUUGCAGUUUCAAAUGGUCAAAUUCUAGAGAAAUAGAUGUGGAUGUAUUGGUUAGUGUUUUUUCUUUUAUUGCCUACAUUUUAUAAUUGUCUACACUGCAUGUGAAAGACAGAAUUUUUUUUUUUCAACAGUCUCUAUUGAGCUAGAGCUGCAUUGAUGUCAUUUGUUUUGAACGGGUCUACAUAAAGUAGCUUGGCAUGCAAUGCAUGUCUAUAUACGGUAGGUGCAGUCUGUGCACAGACAUUGUACCGUCUUCUUCAGUGUCAGUGAGGUCUGUGUGCUGCAUAGUAUGCAGACCUCAAUAAAGGCAUUUACUUGUCAUUUUUUUCCAUAUGGAGUAAAAGUGCAGUUUUUCCCAAAUUUUUUUUGUCAAAAAAAUUACAGAUGGGAUUUCCAACUGUAUUAAUCCUUAGUUUUUCAGCAGAAUAUUGCAAGAAUUAUGGCAGUCAUGCAUCUCUUUAAUUUUUGAGGUACAGUAAAUAAAGAUCAGUCAUAUUUUGUAUUUUUCAGACAAUUUUAAAAGUGUCCAGUCUGUAUAGUGGAUUAUUUGUGUUAAAUCAAUGGGAAACCAUGUGAGGACCAUGUUUUUGUCUUAGAGUUGAAUAAAAUGUUUUCUUCAGUA
Xiphias gladius (swordfish) is the source of this 2210-nucleotide messenger RNA. RefSeq lists its product as uncharacterized. Bases 279 to 1538 code for a protein of 419 amino acids. The record is from RefSeq and is a predicted model, not a curated record. The transcript has 7 exons. Lineage: Eukaryota; Metazoa; Chordata; Actinopteri; Istiophoriformes; Xiphiidae. Gene Ontology annotation, molecular function: protein dimerization activity.